UUUGGAUUCGCCUCGCGUCCCUCGAGUAAGUACACGCGUUCGAAGUAUACGAAAUAUACAGUGGUAAAAGUGUGCGCGCGUGUCGCGUCGAACUUGCUUGCUCGCUUGCUUGACCGCGGGUUAAGUCACGGGACGGGACGGAACAUUUGUAGGUGUUCGAAACGAAGAAGUGAAUGAUGAAGUGAACAGUGAAAAGCAAGAAGAAUAUACGACGAAUCCUCGAGGUGGUGGUUUUGUUCGAUCGAUCGGUGCUUUCGGCCACGGUGUGACUCUGUCCAAGCGCCACCGCCGUCUCUCCGCGAGCCAGUAUCACCGUAUCAACGCAUCUUUCCUCGUGGAUGAGUGCUCUACGCUUGCCGGUGCUUCGCAAAAAACUCUCCUCCCCCGGUGUUUCUCGCAAAGUAAAUUCGUGAUAUCCUACGAGAAAGAUAUUGUUUCCAAGUGAGAGGCAGGGUUCCAAGGUGAGAGGGUUCUCGAGGGUACAGGAGGAGGAAGGAGACGUGCGAUAUGUCGAGCGGACGGCUCGCGACGGACUUCGAGGGGAGAUCGCAGGGGGAGCGACGAGAACGCAGCGUGGAUCGAGGCCUACGCUCCUGAACGUUUCGUCCACGUAGCACGUUGCAAAUUCGUGGAAAAACUCGCGAGUAUGCCCGAGAUCCGAGCGACGGCCGAGACUGGAAUCGCGCUGCACCUGGUAACAUCGGCGUCACUCGACGCGGCACGGAUCACUGAGAUACAACGGUAAUCGAAUCCUACACGAAGAAACAAAACAUCCCUCGUGUAUCGAAAAAGAAGAAAGAAGAAGAGGAGGAGGAAGAGGAGGAAAAGGAAAAAAAGGAGGAAAAAGAGAGGAAAAGAAAGGGAAAAAAAACCAACCGCAACGUCUAAAAUUCGAUCCCCCGUAAUGUGUAUUGUGUUGUUGUGCGUGUGAAAUCCAAGUUGUCGAACGGUAAGAAAGAAAGAAAAGAAGAAGAAGAAGAAGAAGAAGAAGAAGAAGAAGAGUAGAAGCAAGAAGAGGGCGGGGAGAAGAAGGAGAGGAAAGAGAGAAUCGAAAAGAGGAAGGGGGAAAAAAUAGGAAGAAGAGGAAAAGGAGGAAGAAAAGGGAAAAGCCUCCCUCGGUUUUACAGAGUCACUCGAAGAGGAGAAUCUCGCGCGACUCGGCACACCCGCCCGUCUCGAUGAGAUUCGAACAAGACACAGCGUGCAGGGGUACCCACUGCGCCAGCACUCCGCAACCCUCCGCGCUGCAGCAGCGAUCACGGAUCGAGGAGGUGGUCGAGGAGGAGGUGGACUCCUCCUUGAAGGACAUAGACGUAGGCCAACGGCGUAGACGAGAAUUGGAGGCUAACGUGGUCGAGGGUGCGAACACGGGGCCGAGGGCCGAGGCGGGGGGGCCUGGGAUGGCGUACCCCGCGUCAGCGACGGCUCUCAAUCAACACUCGGCCUUCGCAGCCACCUCGAUCGCUGGCACGCCGCCGGCCAACCCCAACGGCCACAUAACCGGCGGCCACCUGCCCGCGCCGGCCGCCCCGCGCCCGACGGACUUCAGCGUCUCCUCCUUGCUCACCGCCGCGACCACUCACCCCCCGAUAUUAGGCGGCUCGUCCUCGCAGGGGAGCGCGUCGCCGCCGCCCGGCGGCCCGGGUAGCCCGGCCGCCGCGCCGGAAACGCCGCCCCCGUUGCCGAGCCAGAGGGAAUUGUCCCAUCCGUCCUCGGCGGUCGCCGCGGCCAGCUACUUCAGCGCUGCCGCCCUGGCGGCGGCCGGAUUUUACAAUCCGGCGGCCCAUCUGCCGGCGACCAGCUCGCCAGGCCCGACGGCCCAUCAUCUGCAGGGGAAAGGGAUCCUCAGCGGCACCCAUCAUCAUCCGCAUCUUAACCCCCACGGUAUCACGCCGCCAGGUUUAGGCUUGGGUCCGCACACGCCCGAGGAAGCAGCCGUCCUGGCGGCAGCGGCGGCAGCGUUGCACCAUCAUCAUCAAGGCGGUCCUGGUGGACCAGCGAUGAGGCCGCUCAGGCCUCCCUUACCCCCGGGGAUGCUGCACACCUCGCCACACCCUCUGGCGCCGCACCACCCCCUCGCGGGCCCCCACCACCCUCUCGUGCCCCCCCAUCACCCGGAGGAGGACGGGGUCGUGGACGAUCCGAAGGUGACCCUCGAGGGGAAAGAGCUUUGGGAGAAGUUCCACAAACUCGGCACGGAAAUGGUCAUCACAAAGAGCGGCCGGCAGAUGUUCCCUCAAAUGAAGUUCCGAGUUUCCGGAUUGGACGCGAAGGCCAAGUAUAUCCUCCUGCUGGACAUCGUCGCCGCGGAUGACUACAGAUACAAGUUCCACAACAGCAGGUGGAUGGUUGCGGGGAAGGCCGACCCGGAAAUGCCGAAGAGGAUGUACAUCCACCCGGAUUCGCCGAGCAGCGGUGAGCAAUGGAUGCAGAAGGUCGUGAGCUUCCACAAGCUCAAACUCACUAACAACAUCAGCGACAAGCACGGCUUUGUAAGUACUACGAUAUUGAACUCGAUGCACAAGUAUCAGCCAAGGUUUCACCUGGUGCGGGCCAACGACAUCUUGAAGCUUCCCUACUCCACGUUCAGGAGUUACGUUUUCAAGGAGACGGAAUUCAUCGCGGUCACCGCCUAUCAGAACGAGAAGAUCACCCAAUUGAAGAUCGACAACAAUCCGUUUGCGAAGGGAUUCCGGGACACGGGGGCGGGGAAGCGCGAGAAGAAAAGGCAGGCGCUGUUGACGGUGUCAGGUGGCGGUUCCCGUCUGACAACAGGUGGGCCAGCAUCCCCCGAGAAGCGUCGCUCGUCCAACUCCGUCAACGACCUGCUGGACGACGAGGACAAACUGUUGGACGUGGUGGGGCCCGACACGCCGCACCCGGCUCACCAUCAACGGGAGCGGGAGCACUCCCGCGAGAGGGAGGACCGAACGAGCGAGAGGGGCGAGGGGAGCGAGUCGUCGGGGUCGGAGAGCGGGGGUGGAGCGGGCCCGACGGGUUCGGAGGGGCCCAGGCCGGACGUCUCGGUCGGUCCGCCGCUCCACCCGCCCCUGCUACCGUACCUCUACCCCCCGGUGCCGGGCCUGUACCCGGGCCCGGGCCCCCUGAUACCGCCCAGCCCCCUCGGGAUGCACGGCGGAGUGACCCCCGGCAUGCUGUUCAACGCGCAACUGGCCCUGGCCGCGUCCCAGCACCCGGCCCUCUUCGCCCACUACCCUCACCCCCUCGCCAGCCCCCUCCACCAGCUCAAGGGGCACCGUUUCGCCCCGUACACCCUGCCCGCCCCGUCCCACGGCUCCGCUUUCGAGACCGUGACGCCUGGUAGCAGGACCCUCAGCCCGAGGUCCCCGCCGCCUAGGCCCCCGACCGGAUCGCCGACACCCACGCCGGCAGGCCUCGCGUCGGGGGGCAGCUCCGCGGGUGAAUUGAAGUCGAUCGAGAACAUGGUGAACGGGUUGCAGGAGAAGAGGAGGCGCAGCCCGAGCCUGACGCCCGGCGGGCACAGGGGGGACGCGGACGCUGGAGGGGGGAGUCCGUGACAGGAGAACGAGCCCGUGACCAGCACGAACGAUGACCCCGCGAGCGAGCAGCUGAUCGAACCCUGCGAGCCCGAACAGCUAUCCGGCGACGAGAGGGAGCCGGACUCAACCUCCGAGCCGUCGUAGCGGGGGAGAAGAGGGUCGUCGGUCCGCGGCUCUGCCGCCAUCCGUGCCCCGAUCGAUCGGGACGGGACGGGUCCACGCCGAGGGAGGACCGGGCCCCGGGGACCUGGACGAGGGACGCUCGAGAUAACGAAGUGCAAUUUCACCCCGGGGAUCGUCGCCCUCGCGGGGGUCGAUCUCUCGGGACGCGCCACCGUCGUGGCAUCGCUUCCCUGCGAGUGUGUACAUAAAAAUGGCCGGGAUGGACGACGCGGGGCCCGGCCCGUGGACGCUGCACGAGGAGGACUGCGCGCGAUGCCGGUGUACAUUUUUGUUUACGGGGCACGGAAAGGGGGAGGGAAAGGCGAAGAACGUGGCUGGAGAACGGGGCUGGGAGAGGUUGCUAGUCGUGUUGUAGGGACGAGAGGCGAUCGAGACGAAGAAGAGGGAUAUUUCGAGCCGUUUGGAGCGUGGGGGGGCCCUCGAAGGUGGUGGUGGAAGGAACAACGCGUCGUCUCGUCGGACGUGGAAAUAGUCUCGAGUCUUGAGUAUCGGUCGAAAUACGAAAUUCCAAGGGUUUCGAGACCUUUAACGAUAAUCGUCUUCGUUUCUACGAAUCUACGAAUCGAUCCGAUCGUUCUUGGGAUUAUUUCUUAGGGCCACGCCACGCUCGAGGUGAUUCGAAAAGUGAGAAAAGGAGGAGGAAGUCGGUGUGAGUCGGUUGGUUGCUGGAGGAGCAAAAGAGUUGAGGACGAAUAAUAUAAACGAUAGGUUACGUUCUACGUCCGCGAGCGAGAGUCGAUAAGGGAGACAUUGCAAUACGAGAGCAGCUCCUACUAUUUGCAGCCCCUGUACAUAUGUACCCUAGUGAUAUUAUAUUAUAUUAUAUAUAUAUAUAAAUAUAAAUAACUACUCUCUGUAUUAAUUAUUAAAUAUAAUAUUAUAUUAAUUAUUAGAGAGACGUAAACGACGCAUAAACGCACGCUGCCCGAUCACGCGUCGAUGCCCUCGAAACUAGUGAAAAGAAAAGGGAAUAAAUAAUGGAGACGAUGAGAGAGAGAGAGAGAGAGAGAGAGAGAGGGGGAGAGAAAAGUUGUAAAACGAACGAGAACGAAAUUAUAUUCGAUCCUAAUAAAACUUUCGUCGCGAGAAUUGUUUCGUCGCGUGUUUCACGCGUGAUUCGAAAUAAGAAAGGAAAAGGAAACGGAAAAAUCGGGCGUCGUUCCUCGAUUCGCACAGAGGGCGCCACAAUGGGCAGCCUCGUUCACGAACUCGUUUUCGAAAAUUGAAUCGGAACGACACGUCGAAAGAUCUCUCUCGGGGCUUUCAUCCAUCUCUUCUCGACGUCGUUGCUUCGAAAAUGGAACACCGCUCGCCCUUCCCACCCCCUUGCGUCCCUCCUGUUUGUAUAAACGAUCGAUGUAGAUUACUCGCGGGAAUCGUCGUCGUAGAACAUCGAGUUUCACGGUAACUCGAGAGAGAGAAAGAGAGAGAGAGAGAGUGAGAGAGAGAGAGAGAGAGAGAGAGGGCGAAGAAUCGUGAAGAGAAAGUGACUCGAGACCUGUGCCGUUUCCGAAACCCGAGGAUGGAUCCCGCGAUUCGGUUGACCCUUUGAUCGAGAUGAUAUUCUUCGGAUUCUCGGUGAGAUCGGCAAAUCUCGAUCGAAUCUAAUUUCGGAUCGAUAAUUGAACGAGGAAUGGAUCACUGAGCGUUUUAUCAGGGGUGGUGAGAGAGUGCAAUUGCGUUUUUUUUUUGGGACCGAUAUUGUACGGAUACGUAAAUGUAAAAUUAUUUCUCUUCUCUUGGCGAACAGUAAGUUCUAUCGAUGCUCCCUCCUUGAUUUGAUAUUUCGUUUUUUUUUUUUUUUUUUUUAUUUUAUAUAGAAACGGGACGGAUUGUAGUAUAAAAUGUGAAAUUUUUUUGUUACUUAUUACCGUGUAAAGAAUGCGAAGUUGUAAUUAGUUUCGAUCGAUCUAAUAAAUGUUAACUGGUGACGCGAAUAAUUAAUUGCGAACUGUGGUUAACGAUAAUCGAAAUAUUACUUCUAAAUGUAAAUGUGUACCAUGUAAUGUUCCGAUUGUACGAAACGACGAACCGUAGUCAGGUUGACGAAUCUAAAGCGUUGCUAUAUAUAAUUAUUCUUCGAUGGAUUCUUUUCGUCUAAUUAUUAUCUUGAAAAAAACAAACUCGUGAUA
This is a messenger RNA of Apis laboriosa (Himalayan honeybee), 5836 nucleotides long. It is a transcript of the gene bi, whose product is annotated as optomotor-blind protein-like. The transcript has 7 exons. The record is from RefSeq and is a predicted model, not a curated record. Gene Ontology annotation, biological process: regulation of transcription by RNA polymerase II; cell fate specification; positive regulation of DNA-templated transcription. NCBI's taxonomy places the organism in Eukaryota, Metazoa, Arthropoda, Insecta, Hymenoptera, Apidae. Gene Ontology annotation, cellular component: nucleus. Bases 1179 to 3539 code for a protein of 786 amino acids. Gene Ontology annotation, molecular function: DNA-binding transcription factor activity, RNA polymerase II-specific; RNA polymerase II cis-regulatory region sequence-specific DNA binding.